Hypoxylon fragiforme is the source of this 198-nucleotide messenger RNA. RefSeq lists its product as uncharacterized. The transcript has 2 exons. The record is from RefSeq and is a predicted model, not a curated record. The coding region runs from base 1 to 198 and encodes 65 amino acids. Lineage: Eukaryota; Fungi; Ascomycota; Sordariomycetes; Xylariales; Hypoxylaceae.
AUGCCUUCUAUCAACAACGCCCUCGUCGUUCGCGACACCAUGAACCGCAUUGUUCCCCGUGAGAACUGGGCGCAACAAGAAGCUGGUGUCAUCGUCGUCUUUUGCAUUGUGUUCGUCGUUGGCGUUGGUCUAAUCGGUCUAUGGAUAUCCAAGUGCGUUGCCAAGCGAAGAGCUACCAAGGCUUCCCUGCCUGCGUAA